ACAAUAAAUAAUUUCUGGAGACCGACGCAAGAGUAGUAAUAAAUAAAUAAUUGCAAAAUUAGGAAAUAAGGAUUAGCUUCCCCGAGUUUGCCACAGAACUCCACUUUUUCGCCGAUUCUCUCCCUCUAGGGUUUCCGACGAGGUCAUAAAUUCUUAGCUCUGGUUCCUUUUCCUUCCCUUCUCCUUUUCCUCCUCCAAAGCUCUCACCUUUCCGUCAUUAUUUCAUUCAUCGCCAUUCUUUACAAUUGAAUUCCACCAUUUCCGUCUUUUUAGAUUUCUGAAACUGAAGAAAAUAAACAAUCGGAUUCUUCAAAAGACGAUUCUCAAAAGCAAAGAAGACUCACCUGUUUUUCGGCAGACUCAGGAAUUCAAGUUUAGAAGAAGAAUUUUAACCGAUUUGGUAGGCAUCGUUUGUAAGAAUGGCAACUGAUCGGGAUGGCUCGAACGGCCUUAAUCACGACGUGUUAUUAGAGAUUACGACACGUUUGGACGAUCCAUCUGAUAUUGGUAGUGUCUUUUCUGCCGUCCCCGGUCUGUUAAAUGGGGCGAUUGAUAAUCAUUUUGCCAAGACUUGGUGCUUGAAAAAGUUUCCUCAAUUAUCUAGAGUUGAUCAUGUUGUUGAAGAUUGCUGCAUCCCAAGAAAACUUCAGGUGGAAGCUGGAUCUGGUAACAUGGAACGGGAAACUUUGAAGGGAGAGCACAGAGUCUAUUCCCUUCUGGCUCGAGGUUGUAUGUCUUCUGCUGAACUAAAAGACUGCAUCGCAAGAGCAAUUAUGGCUUCAAGCACUGAUCAUUAUCCAUUGGAAAGCAUAGAAAACACUUUGGAAGAAGGAGUGGCAUGGAGACCUUCAUACUGGUCAAGUGAAGGUCAAAUUAGCCCUGCAGUCCCUGAAACGCUAACUUACAAAUUGGUAGCUGAUUUGUGCGUUAUUACUGAAAUCAGAAUAAGACCCUUCCAAGCUAAUUUCGAGCCAGGUUCACCAAUAUUUUCUGCAAAAUCUGUACUAUUCCGAAUGGGUCAUUCUCUGGGUGACGAUUAUGUGUGGACUUACAUUUCAGAACAGUUUCCAAUGGAUCAGGUGAGUUCAAGUAGCUCAAUUGCACUGAUUGAAAUGGAUUACUAUUUCUCAGUUAGUUGUGAAAGUGUGGCUCGUGUUCAAGUUGUUGGACGCCCGUUGUCUCUAUUUGGAGUUGAAAUCCGUGAGGACUCUGAAAAGUUUGUGUUGAAGGCUUUGAGUUGUACACACCCUCCAUUACCUGAAGAAACUCGGGAAGAUGAUUCAGCACAGGGUUUGGAUUGCGAUGUUGAUUCAGCACAGGGUUUGGAUUGCGAUGUUGAAGGCUUAAAUCAGGGAAGAAGGUUCGGCAUAGGGAUGGCAAUGGGUCUCCACAGGGGCAGGGAUCCCCUAUCCAUCCCCAUCCCCGCUCUGAGUUGUACACACCCUCCCUUACCUGAAGAAACCCGGGAAGAUGAUUCAGCACAGGGUUUGGAUUGGGAUGUUGAAGGCUUAACCCAGGAAAGAUGGUUCAGCAUAGGGAUGGCAAUGGGUCCUCAUAGGGGCAAAGACCCCCUCCCCAUCCCCAUCCCCGCCAAUGGUGGGUAUGGGGAUUUCUGUAGGAAUCUUUGGCGGAGGGUCAAAAAUUGCUUUCGUCCCCGUACCUGCAAGAAAUAAUAGGUCCCGGUGAGUAUUCGGAGUCCCGGCCAAAUAAAAUUAUUGAUGAGUUGAAUUUGUAUACAUAUUAAUGUGGAAUUAUUGCCUUGAUAUUAUUGAUAUUUGGAUGAGUUUUAUGGGAUUUUUCUUAAUUCUACAUAAAUCUCAUUUUUUGUGCAGAAUAGGACUUAAAGGCAUGAUAAUAGGAGUUUUGGGAUUAAUUGAACAUCUUAUGCAAGUUGAGGGACUGAAUUGUGAGAAGAAGGGUGGCUGUUUGGGACCUAAAUGAAUGAAUCUUGAGUUUUGGGAUUUAGGUGCUCAUUGUAUAAAAGAUGGAGGAUCAGAUCUGUUAUUUUACCAUGGAAGAAAGUGUAGAACGAGACCAGAAACUCAACACGGGUGUAGUGUCGGCACAUAAUAUGGGUGUCGAUACCAUGCAUUAAGCGUCCAGAAUCAGACUUUCUGUUUUCUGUUUUGUGUCGACACAGAAUUUAAGGUAUCAGCACUAUACAUUCACCGUCCAAAAUUCAAGUUUCUUAUUCUGUUUCAAAUCUCACUUUUAUUCUAAUUAGGGUUUCUAAAACCUUAUAAAUACCCAUCAAAAUUUAGAGAGCUUUACGAGGCUCCUGGCAGUCCUCUUUUGGGCAUUCUUGAAGAUUAAAAGAGAGGAUUCAAC
This is a messenger RNA of Rubroshorea leprosula, 2328 nucleotides long. NCBI's taxonomy places the organism in Eukaryota, Viridiplantae, Streptophyta, Magnoliopsida, Malvales, Dipterocarpaceae. The record is from the annotation of a GenBank genome assembly.